Naegleria gruberi is the source of this 2988-nucleotide messenger RNA. RefSeq lists its product as uncharacterized. NCBI's taxonomy places the organism in Eukaryota, Heterolobosea, Eutetramitea, Acrasida, Naegleriidae. The record is from RefSeq and is a predicted model, not a curated record. The transcript has a single exon. Bases 1 to 2988 code for a protein of 995 amino acids. Gene Ontology annotation, cellular component: cytosol; U4/U6 x U5 tri-snRNP complex; U2-type catalytic step 2 spliceosome. Gene Ontology annotation, molecular function: GTP binding; GTPase activity; U5 snRNA binding. Gene Ontology annotation, biological process: mRNA splicing, via spliceosome.
AUGCUCUCCAACAAUAAUCACCGUGGUAAUAAUAUUGGUGGUGAUGAAAGUGAUGGAAGUGAUGACGAAUUUCCAUCAAGAGCAGCAUCAAAUUAUGUGGGUGGAGAUUUUUAUGAUGAAUUUGGUAAUUAUAGAGGAGCCGAGUUGAGUAGUGAUGAGGAAGAUCUUGAUAAUACACAAAAUAGAGGCAUCAUUUCUAUUGAUGAUUCAUCAAUAUCUAAGCCUUCAUCAGUGGUUCUCCAUGAAGAUAAAGAAUAUUAUCCAACAGCUGAGGAAAUUUAUGGUGAAGGUGUGGAUGUGAUGGUAGAAGAUGAAGAUCGUCAACCAUUGGAAAAGCCUAUCAUUGAACCUGUUAAAAGCACAACAUGGAAUUUAGUAGAGAAGGAAUACAACGAAGCUCAACCUGUAAAUUUCUCAUGGGAAUACCUUUUAGAAUUAAUGAAAAUUCCUAGCAGCAUUAGAAAUAUUUCUAUUGUUGGUCAUUUACAUCACGGAAAAACAUCAUUUGUUGAUCAAUUAGUUCGUUUCACACACAACAAUUAUAGGGAUUAUCAACUUGACAAGGAUUUAAAUUAUACUGAUAUUCGUCCAGAUGAACAUCGUAGAGGAUUGAGCAUCAAAUCAUCACCAAUGACUCUCUUGCUCGAGAGUACCAAACAAAAAUCUUACCUGGUAAAUAUUAUGGACACUCCUGGUCAUAUUAACUUUUCUGAUGAAUUAACUGCAUCAAUGAGAAUUUCCGAUGGUAUUGUUCUUGUAGUUGAUGCUCUUGAAGGAGUAAUGUCAAAUACUGUGGAAAUUAUCAAACAAGCAGUACAAGAAAGAUUACCAAUUGUAUUACUUAUCAAUAAGUUGGACAGAUUAAUUUUGGAACUCAAAUUACCUCCAAAUGAUACAUACCACAAACUAAAACACACAAUUUCAGAGGUGAAUAAUAUUUUAAAGAAUACAAUUCAUGAUGAAUCCCUAAAGGAUAGUUACAAUAUUAAGGAAGCUAAUAGUAAUGAAUUUCCAACAACAAUUUUAUCUCCAGAUAUUGGAAAUGUUUGCUUUGCUAGCUCUAAAACUGGAGUUUGCUUUACUCUUGAAUCAUUUGCCAAGAUUUAUGCUGAUCAAAAAAAGAAUUUCAAUUACAAGGAAUUUGCAAAGAGAUUAUGGGGAGAUUUAUAUUUUGAUAGAAGCACUAGAGGAUUUUCUAAAAAUCCAAAUGAACUCUCAAAACGAUCCUUUGUAGAAUUUAUUUUGGAACCAUUGUACAAGAUUUAUUCACACAUUGUUGGUCAAGAUCCAGAAGAGCUGGAUGGAACUUUGAGAAAGAUUAGUGUAAAACUCAACAGCCAAGAAUUAGCUCUUGAUCCUAAUCCAUUAAUGAAAUGUACAUUUAGAGCUCUUUUUAAUUCUCCAUCAGGUUUUGUCGACAUGUUGGAGAGAUACAUUCCUGCUCCAAGUAGUUCUUAUGGUGGUAACAAGACAAAGGUUGAAAACUUUUACACAGGAACUUUGGACACUAAAACGGCUAAAGAUAUGAUUAAUUGUGACUCUAAUGGAGAUUUAGUAAUUUACAUUACCAAAUUAUUCCCUAGGCCAGACUAUUCUUCAUUUGAUGUUUUCGGUAGAGUAAUGAGUGGUACCCUCAAAAAAGGUGAUGCUGUUAAAAUUUUGGGAGAGGGAUAUACACCAUCUGAUGAAGAAGACAUGUCAAUUACUGAUGUUUCUAAUUUAUAUAUUUAUAAUUCAAGAUAUAGAAUUAAUGUUGAUAGUGUUAGUGCUGGUAAUUGGGUUUUAAUAGAAGGUAUUGAUGCAACCAUCAGCAAGACAUCUACAUUGUACAAAUCUACAGCAAGCUCCAAUACUUUUAUUUUCAAACCUUUAACAUAUAUGAACCAAUCAGUGAUGAAAAUUGCUGUUGAGCCACUCAAACCAUCAGAAUUACCAAAAAUGAUGGAAGGUCUGAGAAAGAUCAAUAAGAGUUUCCCACUUGUCACAACAAAGGUUGAAGAAAGUGGUGAACAUAUUCUUCUUGGUACCGGUGAACUCUAUCUGGAUAUUGUUAUGCACGAUUUGAGAACAUUAUAUUCAGGCAUUGAAAUUAAGGUAUCUGACCCUUCGGUAACUUUCUGUGAAACAGUAGCUGAAACAUCAUCUGUAAGAUGUUCCUCACAAACACCAAAUAACAAGAAUCAACUUGUAAUGGUUGCUCAACCUUUGGAAAGAGGACUAACUCAAGAUAUUGAAAGUGGAAGAAUCAAUCUCGACAAGAUGGGCAGCACUGUCAGAGAGGAUAUUAUGAAAACAAAAUAUGGCUGGGAUGAAUAUACUACAAGUAGAAUUUGGUCAUUUGGUCCAGAAGUUAAUGGUCCAAACGCACUCAUCAAUGAAACAUUUGAAGGUGAAGUUGACCAGAAACUCUUAUCCACUGUAAAGGAUUCAAUUGUACAAGGUUUCAGAUGGAGUACAAAGGAAGGACCACUCUGUGAAGAACCAAUUAGAAAUGUUAAAUUCAGACUUUUAGAAGCUUCGAUAUCUGAAGAUAGAAUUGCCAGAACUGGUGGUCAAAUCAUUCCAACAACACGUAGAGUUUGUUAUUCAAGUUUCCUCUCUGCUACUCCACAAUUGAUGGAACCAAUUUCACUUGUUGAAAUUCAAUCACCAUUAGAAACACUGGAAAUUGUCCACAAAAUUUUGGAAAGAAGAAGAGGUCAUGUCAUUGAAGAUGAACCAAAACCAGGUACACCUCAUUACAUUCUCAAAGCUUAUGUACCAGCCAUUGAUUCAUUUGGUCUUGAAACUGAUAUGAGAUUGAGUACUAAGGGCAGAUCAUUCUGUCUCUCUAAAUUUGACCACUGGGAUAUUGUUCCUGGUGAUCCACUAGAUACUUCCAUUACCAUUGCACCACUCGAGCCAAGUCCUUUACAUGCUCUUGCACGUGAAUUCCUUCUCAAGACAAGAAGAAGAAAGGGACUUUCUGAUGAAAUUAAUUUUAAUUAA